This is a messenger RNA of [Torrubiella] hemipterigena, 1637 nucleotides long. Lineage: Eukaryota; Fungi; Ascomycota; Sordariomycetes; Hypocreales; Clavicipitaceae. The record is from the annotation of a GenBank genome assembly.
GACAAGAAUAACCCAUAACAGAGCACCAGCAAAAAUGUCGUUCGUUCAGCUUGCCAAGGACUUUUGUGAGGCGAUGCUUCCCCACGUCCAUGCUGUCGAAGUAGCGGAGGCUGAAGAAGCACUCAGGCGCCGUGUAGCUCUUGUGGAUGCAAUUCCCAAGGCCACAGAUACAGAGUUAAAUGAUGGCUUGGAUCUCCUUGCUGGAUAUCUCUCUCGGUAUAAUGUUGAGGACGCAAAUCGCAUGGCGAAUAUAGCCUACAUCGGGUCCAAGUUGAUAGACGCCGGCGCAGAGCCACGAAAGCUUGAGAUUCUUCUUGAGAAGCUGCCGCAGGUUCUACGUGCUGCACGGCGCUACGCGGAUGGUCUUUGGUCCCACAUGCCUGCGGAAUUUGACGAGGACGAGACGAUUGUUGCUUCAAUGGAUGGCCGGCGUAUCCCUGCAAGUGUAUUCUAUGUACACGACGAGCAGGACCCAGCAGGAAGGAUAAGCCUGCAUUUAAUCUACAUGUGGAUUAUACCGACAGUGGUUAUAUUGACACGGGAUAGAGAGUUGCUACAAAAUGCUCUUGCGGAUGACGAACUCCAAGGAAGCCUCCGAGCAGUUGUUCAGUCUGAUUGUCAGUUUCUCGGCAUGCUUCUUUGGGGAGCAUUUAACGAGGCGUGGCACAUUGUGCUGCCAACGGCUCGGCGAUCUUUUCACAUUCGAGUCGACGGUUUCGUUACCAAUCGAGCCAUUUUUGCAUUAAUAUCCGAUGUUCUUAUCCGAGAAGCAGGUAUUGAGGGCGCAAGAAACGCACCGGAUGUUCUCUCCUUCUUACGGGGUGAGACAGAGCAUUGCAAGACGGAAACUGCCUUUUGUUCAUUCCAAUUCUACACAUGCAAAGCUGGCAAUCAUGACUGGUCAACAGGAAGUCCUCCUCUGGCAUUCAUCGCCUCGAGCAGUGGCUGGCCAAUUGAUAUCCCACGCUUUGAAGGACGAAAGCUGCUGAUGCUUGGCCCGCAGCCACCCAAGGAGCCAGUGGACGAUUCUUGGCCAGCAGGAGAUACAUUCAUCAACCUUUACGAUCCACAUCGAGCUAUCAUGGGUGAACCAGGCUAUAUCCCCUUUACAUCGCCGUUUCAGCGAUUGCAACGGAGCGUGACAUUAGUGCAUGAGGUCGAACUGGAGGAAACAAACGAUGUACUGGCUGAGCUAGCGAAGUGUAACGGUCUCAACUGAGUAUAUUGACAACUAGCUGAGCGACUACUACGAGUAUCCGAAUAUGAAGAAGAAAUCGAAAAAGGGUUGUUCUAGCUCGACUGGAAUGGCCUCUUAUAUAACUUACAUAGAUCCCCAAUCAAUAGUGUUGUGACUAUUGUGACAUUGGACGUAUGUCACUUUACCAGAUGAGUGAAGGAACAGUUAAGUCACUGGAAGUGGAUAACAUAGGAAAAGGAAGUGAAUACAGGAUGUAUUCGCUGUAUUUAACUAGAGCAGUUCCGACCAUUGAACUAGAAGAGAACAACGAACUUUUACCACAACCUCUCACCUUUCGAUAACACGUGUUAUUAAGCCUUGAACCAACAAAUAGCUAUGCGAAACUUCCACGAGCCUAGCCCAUUCCACGAGGGAAUAGCCGGUCUAAGGUUAAGGCGAU